CGUAGGUCGAUGAAUUUGAGCCAGUCACGAGACUUGAGCUUCAUAGAGGAGAACUCAUUUUAACAGAAAGUCCGAGUGUACAAGACGUAAACUCUUCUCAUAGUGCGUACAUGGUAGUUAAAUUUGAAAAUUAAGUAAUUAUUGUGGAAAUUUUCCUAAAGAUUUUUGAAAAUAUUCAAUUAAAUAUUCUCAUCGGACAGUGAUUCCGGCAAAUCCCCUGAUUUUGUGGCUUUUUUUGUGGUUCAAAGUUAACUGAGAAUAUUCUUCCUUUUAUUUGUGAAAAGUGUAGUAUAAUGUUUUUAAAAGAAAGGGCGUUUUUCGAGUAAGAAACGCAUUGAGUUGAGAGAUACAAAUUCUCGGCUCACUUGUUGGCGCUGUCGCUAAAGGCUUUAAAAUUUCAUUAGAACUUAACGGCGGAUUGUAUUCCCGUUUAAAAUGUCUCCCGUACAGUACGGAGUCAGCAGUUGCCCAUCAUGGCGAGAACUCAUCCUCGGAAACACUGAAAUCCUUGAAAGAGACACGCAGUAUAUGCCAUUCGGCAAUCAGUAUCGAUCACAAUCAAGACAAAUUUUUGCUUCAGCAGAAGGUCGAUCAAGAGGAAUUCUUCAUAAUACCAAGAGAGCACGGUUCAAUAAAUCCCUGGGCUCUGAUAGUCCCAAAAAACGAAUUAAACCCAUUAAACCACUGUAUGCAGGAAGAUCAUCUGAGUGCUCAGAGCCAAAAUAUGCAUUUAACAGGAUUGUCCAACAUGGCGACGGAUAUGUCCAUCAAUUCCGCCGCCAAACCCGGUCUCCAAAUAUUCGAUGUUUUGAAUCCAGCCAAUAUAGGUGAAGCGCUGAAUACACCGAUUAUGUGUAGAGACGCUGAAUUUAAUUUUACGUCGAUUUCUGAAGAAGAGUCGAUCAAUAUUACAAGCAACACAUCAACAACAUCAACUCAACAAAAAAGGUCCGCAAUAGGACACACGAUCUUGGAUAGUAAGGCGUCAACACAGUUUUGCAGUAACAUCAAAGACGAUACAAAUACCCAACAAAUGCUGUACCAGCAGAAAUCUCUGGCAAUGUCACCAAAUCCGUGGGGGGAGUUAUUUUUGGAUUGUCCUGCGAUGGAAUAUUCACCAAUUGAUCAGCAUAGCCCAGAAUCUCCAGUGAGUAUGAAAAACUCACCAUUGAUGCCCCUGGGCUUAUCUAACAAUUGCGAGACAUCAUAUUCGUGGUAUGUCGAUGGUGAAGAGCUAACGAUGCCAUUGUCACAAAAGGAAGAAACCAUGUGUCUUGCCAAUGCACAUCUUCAUAUCAGUCAGUCACACAAGUCGCCCAGUGAUCACUCAUACUCUAUAUCAAGAGAAACAAAAUUAAAACUGUGCGAGGAUUCAUAUGAUGAUUUUGACGAUGGUUAUAUUACAACGGACAAUAGUGUACUUUACAGAGAUACAAUGGUCAGUGAUGCUUCGAAAAUUGUCAGUUUUAUUGAUGAGGAUACCAAUUUGGAGACAGUGAAUAGCUACAAUGAAAUAUUGAUUAAGAAAGAAGAGGAUACAGUAGAUGAUAAUUAUAUGAAAUCUGGAGAAGUUGAUUUAAACAAAUUGUACUGUGAGACAAAAGUAACUGAUUCAGAAUUGGACAGCAUGGAAAGGUGCCAAUCAGUGAAACGAUUAAAUGAAACUGUGGAAAGGAUAAGCUGCUUAUCUACUAUCACGGAUGAUUUUAAAUUGUGUAACCCAAUAGAGGCGAUCAACUUUAUGAUACCUGAAAUUAAGGCACCUGCUAUUGAAGAAGUUCAGUCUUUUGAAUUAAGUGAGCAGAAACGAAGCGACGUUUCAAAUUCAAUUUCCACUGUACCUUUAAAGUUGACUAUUACCAGGACAAGUAAUAGGAAAGAAGAGAAAAAAAGCAACAGGAUGCGACACUACAAGAGUGAACUUUCAAAACUGAAUACUAAUCCAGUACCUGCCAAAGUGAAAUCUGUUUUAGAUUAUGAACAACAGCAGACGAUGAAUACCCCUGAUAUAAUUGAGGAGACUCUAAAUUUGGAGCAAAAUGAUUUUGACUUAAUAAAUUUCAUUUGUAAUCAGGAGAUAGAGGGUACUACUGCACUUAUUGCAACUCCUAUUCCAUCGCCAAAAUCACCUGUAGAUUUGCCAGACUCCCCUGCAACAGAAGCUUCUGUUUCGCCAUCUGUAUCAGAAAAAUCCAUUCAAAAACGAAAACGUUUGAGUGUAAGUUUAUAUGAGAAUCCAAGCAGUGUACAAUCCUAUCAAUCAAGUGUUGAUGAACCACAACCGAAGAAAAAGCGUGGACGUCCACCAAAAACACAUAGUUCACUACCCAGUCCGUCGCAGCUAGAAGGCUUGACAGAACAGGAUUUGCGAUAUUGGGAAAUGAGGAACAAGAACAACGAGGCAUCUCGUAGAUCACGACUUCACAGAAAGCAGAAGGAACAGAGUUUGGAGCAGGAAGCUGAGUCUCUGGUACGGCAACAUCAGCAUCUAGUAGCGAUGGAGAAUCGUUUGAAGGAAAAGGUGGCAAGAUUAGAGAUCAAACUGAAGGAAGCUAUUCAGUAAUACUUUAAAAUGAAAUUAUUACGCAUAUUUUGGAUAAUGGCUAGCUAUUACCAUUUUUUAACUCAACAUCUGUCAUUUCUUAAUUUAAUGUAAUUGAUUUAUAUUAUAAAUAAAUGUGCAUUCAUUUGAAA
Messenger RNA from Phlebotomus papatasi, 2694 nucleotides. RefSeq lists its product as uncharacterized. The coding region runs from base 689 to 2563 and encodes 624 amino acids. NCBI's taxonomy places the organism in Eukaryota, Metazoa, Arthropoda, Insecta, Diptera, Psychodidae. The record is from RefSeq and is a predicted model, not a curated record. Gene Ontology annotation, biological process: regulation of DNA-templated transcription. The transcript has 5 exons. Gene Ontology annotation, molecular function: DNA-binding transcription factor activity.